UACACACACGGAGAAGAGAGCAGAUCAUUUUGGCGAAGAGAUCCUGAAGGAUUCCAGUACAGGCAGGCGACCGAACCUGUCGUUGAUGCAGCAAGCAGUUCGGAGUGAGAUGAGCACGAGAUAGUUUCGAUUUUAGUGGUGGGUGACACCGUUUUCACCGAGAUCAGUUGCAUACAUAGUGUUUCAAUGGGAAAAUGGUAGUUUUGGUCUGCUGCUGGGAUGUGAACUGCAUUCUUAUUUCCAGUGUCUGAUGAUAAGGGGGACAGUUUUCUGGAUUUAUUCGGAAGGAAUACCUUGAAUUAAUCGAAUCAGUUAAUCUACCAGAACUUAGAAAAAUGUAAACUCGAAUUACGUGUGUAAUUGCGCGAGUGCCCAAUCCCAAUCGAGUGAUCAAGAAAAUGGACCCAACCUUGGGGGGACCGAUCCUGCCAAAAUGUACUAAUACAAGUGUGACCCUUGACUGCUGCCGUCAAUGAGUCUUGUCUGUGCUAAUCGACACGAAUCGAAGGGGAGUGGCUGUUGUCGCAGCAGCUGUGGCAGGUGUGCCCAUUAUCGGCGGACAAUCGCUGCACUUUUAAGAGGAGGAGGACAACGUCGACGCAAUUCGGGGGCCUCGGUAGCGAGAGCGGCCUCAUCAUAGCAUCGUCAUCCUGCACCGCAACCACAGGCACCAAAAUCUCCACCGGCGACAGCAGCGACGCUAGUGGUUUCCCGCGCCCGACGUAGACUAAUGCAGUGGAGGAAGUUUGCACGGCUGAAAACGACUGCUACGACCGCUGGACAUUCGCGUACGCGGAGAAUGCUUUGCUGUGGCCGCAGAAAGGAAAAUGGAAGAUCAGUGCCUGACCUCACCGCAAGCCCGGGCCGUGCUCCGCCUGGUCCAAUGCCCUCCUCGCACCAACAGCAGCAACAGCCCGGCCAGGGCAUCAUGCAGCAACGCAACCAGUAUGGCCAACUGCAGCAGGGUGGCAGCGGAGGAGAGCAGCGAGGUAUGGGCGGACCAGGUCCCGGAGGGGGAGGCAGCGGCAGCGGGUCCAACAAGGAACCAGUAUUACUACAGGGCGACUUCCGGAAGGUGUCCGGCAUCAGUUCGGAGAUAUUCCGCCAGAUCGAAGCGGUGGAAAACGACCACGAUCCCAGUACGGCGGCAGCACUGGAGGCUGUGGAAAGACGUGGUGAAAUGAUAGUGCGAAUCCUGGAACCCCGCUGCAUGGGAAGUCGACAGGCCGUCGAAGCUGGACAGAAGUUUCUCAACAAAGCCGACGCACGGCACACGGUUCAGCUCGUGGAAAUCGUCAAACGACCUGGCCAAACCCUGGGGUUGUACAUUCGCGAAGGGAACGGUGCGGACCGGUCCGAUGGUGUGUUCAUCUCCCGGAUAGCUCUGGAAUCGGCCGUCUACAACAGUGGAUGUCUGAGAGUGGGAGACGAAAUUUUGGCCGUCAAUCUGGUGGACGUUACGCGGAUGUCACUGGACGACGUAGUCAUAAUCAUGUCUAUACCGAGACGUCUCGUGUUGGCUAUCCGACAACGUCGGGGUUCCCGCGGAGCCAACUCACCGGGGCCACCUCAAAUGUCCCGUCCGGAGCAGAAACCCCCGCCAGUGGUCGUCAUCAAGCGAGACCUUCGGGAUGACGAUCUGGACGAUUCGGACCGCGCACCACGCUCAUCGAGAUCCACCCGAGUCCGCCGAAUGGGUGAUGGCCGCGAGAUGACCCAGUCCCACUCCCGGAUGGGACUCGGCAUAAACAGCUACAGCCCCCAGAGCGAGCAACUGGAUUUGUACUAUGGUCCAAGGCAGGGACAAUCUGUGGAAACACCAAGCUGGGGCUACAAACCACCGCCACCGCCGUCAGUCAUCACAGAACAACCGAAGGGAACGCACGGCUUCCAAACUUCGCACUCGUACUAUCAGAACGCCGGAACGCUGGAAAGUCUCGCCGAGAAGGUGCACUCAUUCUACCCCAGCGCCAACCGACGGAUGUCAGCCGGUACUGGCGUCACAAUGUCGCAAUCCCACCAACGGUUUCCACGGAGCGGUUCCGAUCAACACUUGCCACGAGUCGAAUACGCAGAUUACCAAUCGCUCGGGAGACACACGCUGCUACGGUCUAGCCUGAAGUCAGACCUCGUCCAGGCAGCUCCCAUCGCCGGCGGUACCCUUGACCGCUACGGACGUUACGAACCACCACCGUCAUCACGCACACCGAAAUAUGGUCCGUCACCGUUGGGCGCCACUGGAUCCCUCCAGAGGCGUUCCCGUCCGGCGUUGGACUACUCAAGCGAUACGGAAGCUACCAUCGGUCCACGGCCUAGUUAUUACUACUACAACCACCCAGCUAUGGCGAACACGAUAGCUCGCGGUAGUACGCAAGCCCUCGGAGGUGGCCCAGAGUAUGCCAAGUUCAAUUCGCUCCCACGCGAUCGACCCGGAUCCCGCAUGGGUCUCCGCAGUCGCAUAGGUGAACGACUGCAGGACGAAAAUGAUGGAAACCUUUCAGCUCCCGAGUACUCACUGCCCAUCCGAAGGGAUCCCCGAGAUCUGCGCCAGCGUCUGACCGCCAGUCCAUCGAUCUUCACCUCGGAUGAAUACCGAGCUUGGCUGCGACGCGCUCCAAGCAGUUCCGCCAUUUGCGAACAGAUGCGAGCCUCGCGCGACAUCCUAAAUCAACAGCGAGCACACCGGUUCUCCUGCUCCGCCGAAAACAUCCACGAUGUGCUGAAGAACACCGAAAACAUCUACAGCAGCCGGACAGCACUCACCGGCGGCACUCUAGAUCGGCACGGUCUAACCGGAGCCGGAGGUCCUCGUAUGUCUUCACUGCCUGUACGGUCCAUGUCUUCGCAGCACAUCGGACCGUCGUCGAUCCGUUCACCCAGCGUCCGGCGGAUGCGACAACUACUGGAACUGACCCAGGCCGGCACAGGUGGUGUGCCAGGAUCGGCCAUGGCAGCUCUCACCGGGCACCAGAGCCCAGCGCCGACUCCGAGCACUACACUGCCCCGCACCCACCGCCAGAUCGACAUCAACCCGGCCGAGUACACCAAGUACAAGCUAGACAAACCAGUGGUUGACGCCAUCGGAAUGUCCGGCAUGCUGUGGAUCCAUCUGCUUGCCGGUCGCGGACUUCGGGCCAUGUCUGAAACGUCUCAAGCGCAGCAGCCGAUGAUCAGGGACCUGUACUGCGUGCUGGAAUGCGAUCGUAUCCACAAGGCGCGUACUGUUGUGCGAUCGGGCGAUCUCCAGUUCGACUGGGAUGAAUCCUUCGAGCUAGACCUGGUGUGCAACAAGCAGCUGGACGUUCUCGUAUACUCGUGGGAUCCUCAACAUCGACACAAGCUGUGCUAUCGGGGUGCACUGUCGCUCACUACUCUCCUACGGCAGUCACCGAUCCAUCAGCUGGCGCUGAAGGUUGAACCCCGUGGAACGAUCUACUUGCGCCUGCGGCACACGGAUCCCUUCCAGCUGUACCGGCGACGGGGAUUGCCCAGCCUGCGGGGUAACGUGCCGGCCUUGUUCGGGGCCGACCUGGAAACGGUAGUGACACGCGAAUCCAAGGGUGCUCCAGGCAGUGCUCCAGUUCCUAUCAUUCUGCGUAGAUGCGUCGAGGAAGUCGAACGGCGCGGUCUGGAUAUCAUCGGCCUGUAUCGAUUGUGCGGAUCGGCCACCAAGAAACGAUUGCUCAGGGAAGCGUUCGAGCGUAACAGCCGAGCAGUUGAGCUCACGCCGGAGCACGUGCCGGAUAUCAACGUAAUCACCGGUGUUCUCAAGGACUAUCUCCGUGAACUUCCCGAGCCGCUGUUUACCAAGUGUCUGUUCCAAAUGACGGUCGAUGCGCUAGGUAGUGUCUGCCUGCCAGAUGAUCCGGAAGGAAAUGCCAAGCUGAUGCUCAGUAUUCUGGACUGUUUGCCAAGGGCAAACCGGGCAACGUUGGUAUUCUUGCUGGAUCACCUGUCGCUAGUGGUGUCCGCGUCGGAGCGGAACAAGAUGUCCGCCCAGGCUCUAGCCACGGUUAUGGGCCCACCGUUGAUGCUGCACUCGUCCAGUACCGGCCCGAACGAGGAGAUCGAUCACGCACAACCGAUCGCAGUGCUCAAAUAUCUUCUGCAGAUCUGGCCGCAGCCACAGCACGGCCACGUCGGUGGUACUUCAGGUCGGCGCGGCGAGCCAGUAGAGCCGCGUGGAAACAAAGCCAGUGCGUUGCCAGUGGGCAAAUCUCCGGCUCUACACCCGUCCCUCCCAUCAUCAUUGGGGGCGGCCCCACUCAGCCUCAGCAGCAGCAGUCUCAGUCUCAGCUCCAACACCAGCCAUCGAUCUCAGCUCCAUCAACCGUCAUCGGCGGCAGCAGCGGCAGCGGCGGCGGCAUCAUCCUCCCUGUCGGCGGCAUCGGGGACAGCGGCAGCGGCGGCGGCGGAACAUAUCUCCCGUUCAGUAGCCAGCAGUCCAUCAACAACCUCCUUACAACACGGUCCGCGUCCGCUCUCAGCCACUCCCAGCAGUCUACAGUAUCAAUCAGUAGUGGCUCAGUUAGCUCAAUCCCAUCGAGCCUCGCCACAAGCGGUCCCACAGCCCCAUCUAUUGGAGGGCUCAGCGGCCUCGGCGGAGCACGGCCAAUCGCCACGUCACGUCACACCCUCCCCAAGCUCUAGUUCCACCUCGUCGGCGUCCGGAUCGGGUUCCGGUACUGAUACCAUCAAACGUGGCGCAUCACCAGCUUCGGUUAAGUUCAAAGAAUCCGGCAGUAGCUAUUCCCUUAAGUCGGACACGAGCCGCAUCCUCAGCAGUAGCGGUAGCCUGGCAAAGAAGUACACCCCCAAUGGAGCCGGCAACGGCGGCGAACCCAUAGCCAAUGGAUCCUCUCCAUACGAGCACCACCCGCCGUCGUCUUCGUCGUCGACGCUUCUUGGCAACGGCAAUGGAGCUAUUCGUAAGCAGCAGCAGCAUCAACGUGACGGCAAUGGCAGCACUAGCAGCACUAUCAACAAUGGACCAAAUAUCUCCUCAUCAUCAGAUCUACAACUUCCAUCCAGAAGUGUUCUUUUUUCAUCGGAUUACUUAUCAUCCACAUCGACCUCCUCGACAUCAGUAACAACAGCAACGACGGCAGCAUCAGUAACGAAGCCAAUGGCACCACUGUCAACGCUGGACGUGGCAACGUUCAGUCUGGAUGAGAAGAACAAUUUGGUGGUAUCUCCGUCGCCUUCGUCAGCAUCGGAGUCAUCUCAUCAUUCGUCGAACUCUUCGCUACGCGAACGAUCACCACAGCCAUCGCCUUCACUGAAGCGACAGGAGCCUGUUGAUCGAACUGAUAGUGUCACAAGUACCAGUACGGGCGGUUCAAGCUUGUUCUCUUCGCUGCGCAGUCAAACCCUCGGCAGUUACCAGUUUCCGUCGAGUACGCUGAAGUUGUCUAGUCAGUUGAGCGCCGAUUCGGCCACUUCUUCGGCAGACGAUGGCAGCACGUCGUCGUUGCUUCGGAAACUCACCACAUCGUUGUCGAGAUCCAUCACUAGUAAUACAGGCACAUUACCAUUAUCGUUAGGUAGACAAAGCGCUAGUAGUGCACUAUAUCAGCAAGACAUAAGCUAUUCAGGCGGCAGUAGUAGUGGUAAAUCAACGAGUGCUUCUCUGAAUUACGCAAGCCCAGCCGGUGGUAGUAGUUUAUUGAGCGGUGGCGAAGGAAAUGGGAGCAGUGCGGUUACCACGGCAGCGGCCGUCAGUAGUAUGAGCAUCUACGGAACUCUUCCGAAGAAUUCGUCAAUUUAUUCAUAUGGCGGCACUUCGUCCAGUUUACUGACGGGUACGUCCAGCUCAUAUGGCAUAAGCGAUAGAUUACGGGCACUGACUGGAAGUGGGAGUGGCAGCGCAGGAGGGGACAGUUCCAGUGGUUUGGGAUCUAGCAUGACAACGACAACCACUUCGUCUAGCUCCGGAGUGGACAGUGGAGCCGGCUCCAGUGCUGCCGAUCUGGGCGCUAGUGGAUAUGACUACGAGUCAUCUGGAUUCUCGUCCACUGGAUUGACCUCAUCCUACGGUGCCACUUCUGCUUCCUCUUCUGUUUCGAUGACUACGUCGGCAGGCUCUGGGCUUUCGUCAUCGUACUUCAGCACCGGAAGCGGUAGUAGUCCUUUUGGAGGAAAUGGCGGUGAAACUACUAGCAGUAGUGGUCCUCCGACGUAUCGAGUGCAAUAUUCGUCAACGAACCCCUUUCUACCUAGUUACAAUCCUCCAAGCGACAAUGGCGCCGGCGCUACAGGUAACGGCGUUACAAGCGGGCGUAACGGUGGAUUAAGGUCUUCGGACGAAGACGACUCGUUCGAUAUGAAAUAAGAUGGAACCGUAAAACAGUUGAACUCGAACAGUAUUAGUCAAACUGUAGCUGACCAGGAGUAUCUAGAACUCUCUUUGUUAACUGUGGAUUAGGAUAAUUACCAGUACCAACUAACAGAACCUUACAAUCAACUUUUCUCUUCUUUCAUACGAUGCAUUUUUUCCCAGACAACAAUACAAUCAAAACGAAGGCAUUUCUUUUUUCAAGUAUUCAGCACUGUAUCGUUUACACCAAGGCGGUCGCGUGUUUUCACACGUCCGCGAAACUCCUUUUCUAGGUUACGUUUUAUCGCGAAAGUUACAGGUUUACAUAUACUACCAAACAGGCAAAAAUACAAAUUUUGCAGAAAACCCAAACGUACUUAUGCAUUAUAUAGCUGUAUUGUAUACCGACGGGAAGAAGUAGCAUCUGCAAACGGCAACAAGAUCAUUAUAAGGUUAUACUAAUGAACGUGUGCAUUUGAUACGCUUUACUUGUCCUUUCGAACAAAAGAAAAACAAAAUCCAAUAAUCGAUGAAACUGCUUUAAACGAAUACCAACAACGCAAAGCCCAAAACACAAUUUCACACGAACACAGUCACACAUCUGCAAGGAAGACCAUCGUUAAGAAAAAAAGAAACACAUUUAAACAAAUCGCCUGCUAUUGUUCAUGGAACGAAGCGCGAGGCAAAAAAAACAAAACAAAUCGAAAACAAUAAGACGAAAAAGAACAAGACUAACUUUUACAUUGAUUACAGUUAUUGAGCAAAG
Aedes aegypti (yellow fever mosquito) is the source of this 7082-nucleotide messenger RNA. It is a transcript of the gene RhoGAP100F, whose product is annotated as rho GTPase-activating protein 100F. Gene Ontology annotation, molecular function: protein binding. NCBI's taxonomy places the organism in Eukaryota, Metazoa, Arthropoda, Insecta, Diptera, Culicidae. The transcript is spliced from 14 exons. Bases 731 to 6331 code for a protein of 1866 amino acids. The record is from RefSeq and is a predicted model, not a curated record. Gene Ontology annotation, biological process: signal transduction.